Messenger RNA from Thalassophryne amazonica, 4133 nucleotides. It is a transcript of the gene rce1a, whose product is annotated as Ras converting CAAX endopeptidase 1a. Gene Ontology annotation, cellular component: endoplasmic reticulum membrane. Lineage: Eukaryota; Metazoa; Chordata; Actinopteri; Batrachoidiformes; Batrachoididae. Gene Ontology annotation, biological process: CAAX-box protein processing. Gene Ontology annotation, molecular function: metalloendopeptidase activity. The transcript is spliced from 8 exons. Bases 192 to 1112 code for a protein of 306 amino acids. The record is from RefSeq and is a predicted model, not a curated record.
CCUCCAAAUUCAACGAAGAAGAAGAAGAAAAUGACGUCGUUUGACAGCGACGUGGAAGUUAGCCAGCGAAAUUAGCUUUUAUUUUUGAAUUGGGGGAUUUUAUUUAUGACUCUGGCUGUAGUUUUUGGCUGAUGCUUGAUUAAAUUAGAUGGUCCAGGCCGCCUCCGGUGGCGUUUGCUGCACGGGCCGCGAUGCGGGAGGAGGAGGCUUCGAGCGUCGCGGACGGUCCGUGCUGGCCGUCGGUGCUGUCGUGUCUGUGGCUGGCCUGCUCCUACGUGGGCAGUUUGUACGUGUGGAGGAGCGAGCUGCCGAGAGAUCACCCUGCUGUCAUUAAAAGGCGGUUCACCAGCGUCUUGAUCGUGUCUGGCUUGUCGCCCAUUAUCGUUUGGGUAUGGAGGGAGUUCACAGGCAUCCAGACUGGUCCGUCACUAUUGGCUCUGAUGGGGAUUCGGAUUGAGGGCGUCAUUCCCGCUGUCAUACUCCCCCUGCUGCUCACUAUGGUUCUGUUUCUGGGCCCCCUGACGCAGCUGGCUAUGGACUGUCCCUGGACUUUCCUGGAUGGGAUACGGGUAGCUUGUGACCCGUGGUUCUGGGUGCUGAGUUUCAGUGACAUGCGCUGGCUGAGGAAUCAGGUGGUGGCACCGCUGACGGAGGAACUGGUAUUCAGGGCCUGUAUGUUACCCAUGCUGGUACCCUGCGCCGGUCCAUCUGUUGCCAUCUUCACCUGCCCCCUCUUCUUUGGAGUGGCCCACUUCCACCAUGUGAUAGAGCUGCUGCGCUUCAGACAGGGGACCGUGUUCGGGAUCUUCCUCUCUGCAGUGUUCCAGUUCUCCUACACAGCUGUGUUUGGGGCAUACACUGCUUUUAUCUUCAUUAGAACAGGUCACCUGAUUGGUCCGGUUCUCUGCCAUUCAUUCUGUAACCACAUGGGUUUCCCUGCCGUCAGUAGCGCCCUGGAGCAUCCACACCGCUUCACCAUCCUCACCUGCUACGUGCUGGGCGUUAUCCUGUUCUUCCUCUUCCUGUUCCCCUUCACUGACCCGUCCUACUACAGCCUACCCACACCAGUUUGUACCCUUGCCACCUCCCCCAGCGACCUCUGCCCUCUCUGAUCUGAGCCUUCGUUGUCCAACACUUGGCUCAAGUCCCCUUUUGUUGACGAAUCUGUUUGUGGCUGUUUAGUUUAAGGUCAGGUCCAGUUUGGACCGAUAGUACCUCCAGCGUGCCAUGUGGGCAGUUGUGGCAAUCAACUUUCCCAUCGGCUGUAUUGUCAGAUUUAUUGACGACCCCAAUACGCGGGUUUAGUGUAGAAGACCAUGUCCUCAAUCUCGUCAGCUUAUGACGAGGUAUCAGAAUGUACCUUUUUGGUGUACGCGGCCUCGUCAGACAUCUUCACGCUGUCAGUGCUACACGUUGAUGCUAGAAAAAGUCACUUCCUGUGGGGUCUCGUGGCUGCAGUGCAUUCUGGGCUACGGAGGCUAAUCUUAAUGUCUGAGAUUCCUCGGUUGGACGUCAAAUAAGACAAACUGCAAAACAAUCGGCUCUUUUUUUUAAACAAUGACUUUUAAGCUGGAGUUUCCAUUUAUUUGAGGACUUUGCUGUUCCAGGAAGUUCUAAUUGAGUAAAUUUAAUUUUAUAUCACUCUGCAUGUUUCAGUGCUAGUAGUUUGUGUUUGUUAGGGAGUUGAUGGGAUUUUCCCAACUUAGGGUUAUGUUGAAGACAUACAACCAUAAUAAUAAUAAUAAUAAAAAAAUACAUAUCCACUGUGGAGGAAAAACAGCUCUUCCUCUACGGGUUUGGGGUUCAGGCUACAAUGAAUGAUUACUACAGUUAUAGUUUCAAAUGGCAGUUAGUCUAUAAAAUGAUGAAAAAUUUCCAUGAUUUUUUUUCCCCAGAGGCCAAGAUGAUGCUUUUAAAUGUUUUUCCAACCAAUAGUCCAAAAAACAAGAUAUUUCCAUUAAAAUAACAUGGAGAAAUCAAGUAAUAACUCACUCGGGAGAAGCUGGGAAUGUUUGGAAUUCUUCAUUGAUAAAUUUUGACAGAUUAUUGACAUAAUUGAUUAUCUGUAGAGAAGAGUUACAGCUCUAAACUGACUUGGCAGCUACAAUAAACUGAGGCAAAGUCCAUGUUAAGAUGGUGAAAUGUGUAAAAAGUCUUUAGCCACACUUUUUAAAAAAGUUUUUCCAUAACUAUCCCCUCCUGCAAGAAAUAAGAAAUGGAUCAAACUCUUCUUCUGCCUUCAAACAUUCAAAUUCUACUUCGUAGCUGGUCAAACAGUGAGGAGAAGCUGAACUGAAGAAGCACCUCUUGUUCCAUGUUCACCUGAUAUUUUAUCAAUUAGAUUUGGAUUAAAAUAAUCAAAUUUUCAAGUAUUCUGAAAAACAUUACUCUCUAAUCUAGUAAUGACUGAGGCCUCCAGGUUUCAGUGUAAGUAUGUUAUAUAUUAUUUGACCAGGAGGUGUCAGUGGUCUCAAAUAAGCUGUUAAAUUGCAUUUGAAGUAAUGAAGCUUUUGGUGAAGCAGUUGGCUGGCAGGCUCGACGAUGCUUCAUCCUGCCACUACUGUUGUUCGCAGCAAAAUAUUCCUUAAUAUGAAAUAUUUGCGCCAAAUUCAAUCUUUUUAGAGCUUUUUAAGUGCACAACUGUAUGCGUUGUGCCUUUGUCCGUUGGAGGAGCAUUAAAAAUUCCAUAAGGCAGAAAACAAAGUUGUCGUUGCGAGAUGAGACAUACAACGGUGUUGUACGGCUUUAAGCUCCUUGUUUAAAAAAAUAGAAAAAAUAGAAAAAUUAAAGGAUUUACCUAUUUUAAACUGCUGAUUAGUGCUUGUCCAAUUUGGAUAACAUAGUGGAGUAUACCCCUGUUGUCUGAACAGCGUUCUGGUAGACAGCUUGUCCAUCCCCACCUGUGAAAAUCUUGUGAUUUUAAUUAAUUGAUCAGCAGUAGUAACAAUGAAAAUUAGACCAACAGUCAUUGGAGGAAAGAAGUGCUUAGUUGACUGUUGCUACCACACACUUGUGUGGAGGUGGAAAUGUAGAUCUUGUCGUUCUGAAGACAAAGACUUGAUGUGAUGUAUUCCUCCGACGAGGAUGUUUGGGCAUUUUCAAUUUGUUACCGUCAUGUUCCGGUUUUCAUCAAUAAUCAAGCUGUGCUUUGCGUUUUAGGUGACCAGUAUUUCCCCUAGAAUUUUUGUUUUCCAGGCCCGACAGUACUCGCUAAAAAGAUACUCAAAUUGUGAGGUGCAUAGAAAUCACAAAUAAUCCCAACUGCAGGAUAAUAGAAAACACAUAUACUUAUUAAAUAACAAUCAGUAUUUUCACUAAAAUCUCUUCAAAAAUCCUUUUUAAGUAACAAUCUCAAUCAAAAGCAACCUUUUUGGUGUAGGUCAGCACACGUCUUAACAUCUGUCCCAUUGGUUAUGUACUUUAUUACCCCCUAGUGACCAACUCCGGUGUAGGUUAUGACCACCCCUUCUUCCAUUCUGACGAGUACAACUUCUCGAUGAUUUUGAUACGUCGUCUCUGAGGACAAUCCUUUGCUGUUGGCAGAAGGACUUUGCGUCAAAGGACUGAAGGCCAUCCAUCCGCUUUCUUCUUCUUGGUUUGUUGCUAGUUUUACUGCAUACCUGGUGAGAGGCAGGUUAUGGUAGAUGUUUCACCAGUCUGUCAUGGUGCUAGAUGAGAACCAUUGGGCCUCACAUUCAGGAUUAUACUUGGUUUAGAACUAGUUUGCCUGAUUGUCUCACUGCGAGGCAACAAUACCUAUAAAGUUUUGGCCACAUGACACAUUUCUUUUUGUAUGAUCCAGCACUCGGGUGCCUCGAUGUUGAGGACCUCAGUGGUUGGAGAAGGCCAAGGGGACACCCAUAUUUCUCCUGGUUGUUGCAGCUAAAUUACUUUUUAUAGGUGGGGAUGGACCAGUUGUCUACCAGGGUAGUUGGCAUCCAGGCCCUGGGUCAGUUCUGUGGUGCGGUGGAUGCAUGGCACCAGUCCAUGCUCCCAGACCGACUGUGCCUACUGUUUGGGCUCGUAGAGGAAACUGUAGUACCACUUCUGAUCAGUAUAUAACAAAAAGGCACAGAAAUGAGAAUUACUGGUGAUUCAGGUAUGACAUUUUUACUCGUUCCACCAGCUAGAAC